CCAAACGCAACAUCCUUCCCUCCCUAGCUAGCUAACGUCCCCCACACCCCACACUAUUAUUAUUAUUAUCACAAAGAAACAAAGCACUGAAUGCUUAGAGAGAGAGAGAGAGUUCUAGACAGAUAAAGACAAGGAUUUUUAGAGAGUGGAAUUCAUGGAAAUUGGGUCAGAGAAGGAGAAGAUGGGAUUCGAGGAAACUGAGCUGAGGCUAGGGUUGCCAGGAAAUGGAGGAAGUACUGAAGGAGAGGUGGCGAGGAAGAGAGGUUUCUCUGAGACUGAGGCUACAACUAUGGAUUUGAAGCUUAAACUUUCUUCCAAGGACGCGGGGAUGGAUCUGAAUGAGAAGGCGAAGACCCUAAAGAAGGAGAAGAACCUUCUCACCGCUGAUACAGCCAAGCAUCAUGCUAAGGCACAAGUGGUGGGUUGGCCACCAGUCCGAUCCUUCAGAAAGAAUAUGCUAGCUGUCCAAAAGGGCAGCUCCGAAGAGAGUGACAACAAGGCGAGUGGCAAUAUUGCUGCCUUUGUGAAGGUUAGCAUGGAUGGUGCACCUUAUCUUCGUAAGGUAGACUUAAAGACGUACCAAAGUUACAAAGAGCUCUCGGUUGCCUUAGGAAAAAUGUUCAGUUCCUUCACUAUAGUGCCCAAUAAUUUAAUAUGGUUCUUCAAUAUUGAAACUGGUAAUUGUGGAUCCCAAGGAAUGAAGGAUUUCAUGAAUGAGAGCAAGUUGAUGGAUGUUUUGAACAGCUCUGAUUACGUUCCAACGUAUGAGGACAAGGUCGGUGACUGGAUGCUCGUUGGUGAUGUCCCAUGGGAGAUGUUUGUUGAUUCAUGCAACCGUUUGCGCAUCAUGAAGGGAAAGGAGGCGAUUGGACUCGCGCCCAGAGCCAUGGAGAAAUGCAUGAGGAACAGAAGCUAAACUAGUAAGCUCCACAACGCCUUCUCCUUUGAUCUGGUCGCAAUGAUUAUGAGUGCAAAUUAAAACCAAAUCAACGGUACCCAAAAGCGCGCAGAUGGAUUGAGCAGGAUGCAUGGGGAGUGAUGUUUUCUGUAUGGUUUGAUAUAUAAUUAAGUAUUAGUGUGAGAUAUCAUGAUCAUGAUCUAUAUUUAUUCAUAUAUUUGAGUAUAUGUCGUGGACAAAAACCAUAACAGCUAGCUCUUAUCUAUGUUCCAAUUAAGAGACU
This is a messenger RNA of Juglans microcarpa x Juglans regia, 1181 nucleotides long. Its product is annotated as auxin-induced protein AUX28-like. The record is from RefSeq and is a predicted model, not a curated record. The coding region runs from base 155 to 916 and encodes 253 amino acids. Gene Ontology annotation, cellular component: nucleus. The transcript is spliced from 5 exons. Gene Ontology annotation, biological process: regulation of DNA-templated transcription. NCBI's taxonomy places the organism in Eukaryota, Viridiplantae, Streptophyta, Magnoliopsida, Fagales, Juglandaceae. Gene Ontology annotation, molecular function: protein binding.